AUGGCCUCAUCCGGUCUCGGGAGAGGUUCCAUCUUCCUUGCUCUUUGUCUGCUGCUGGUGCUCUUACCAGGUCGCGCCGCCGCCUUUGGCGCUGGCAACAUCCCCUCCAUUGCUCAGGUCGAGGGUCACAACUGGCGUCAUGGAGAUAUCGAGGAUAUGCUCAAGACCAUUGCCUUCUUGCACGGCAAGAAAUGGACUUCCAUGUUGGUGUCGCGUGUCUACUUUGGAAACUGGCUUCGCGACUACUCUCAGGCCGUCGAUGUAGGCAGCUUGAAGGGAGUGAACGCCCCCACCAUCAGAAUUCUGGUUUGGGUUCUUUCUUUCAUGGCCUUCGGCUAUGCGACGGAAGAGUUCGAGGUAACCGAGGAGCGCCUCGGCGUCUACCGUCCCGAAGAGCACAUCGACAACCCCCUGGGCUACGCCGACGGCAUGGACGCGCGCAAGUUUGACCCUCGCCUGCGCGGUCCCGUCGACCCCAUCGAAACUCGGAUCGAUCCACGCACUGGCAUGAAGAACUACAUCGCCAACGAAUCUGGUGGCUGGGCGACCAGCGCUGGCUACUUGCGCUUCAGCUUCGCCCGCAGCAUUCACUUCGGUCGGGUCUACACGAGCGGUUCGCGUGGCUCCGGAAAGGAGGCAGACCUUUGCGAGGCAUUGCGUUGUCUCGGACAGGCUCUCCACUGCAUGGAGGACUUCAGCGCUCACAGCAACUACUGUGAGCUUGCUCUGCGGGAGCUGGGCUACCACGACGUCUACCCCCACUGCGGUGCUGCCACAGAAAUUAACCUGAAUGGCCGCCGUGUUUUCCCUCUCGUCACCGGAACCUUUGGUGCUGUGGAUUUCCUGCACUCCGUUCUCGGCGAAGCCACGGACCACUUCACUCAGUCCGAGGUGGAUGAAAUGAACGUCGCGCUUCAGAACGCCGAAGGCAUGACCGCAAACCUCACUGGUGGCGGCACUGGGUCCCGUGGCUUUCUGGGGCUCGGCUCGUCGAAGCCGAAUGACUUUAUCUCACUUGUCAGCCAGCUCCCGGGCAUUGGUGGAGAUCUGGCAGGUCAGGCCCGCGAUCUACAGUCCAGAUCGGCUGCACAGGAGCAGCAAAACACCCGUUCAGGCGGCGAUCUCAGCCGCGACAGCGCAAACCAGGUACCCGGCAUGAGUACCAACUUCGACCCUGUCGAGACUGCCCGUAAGAUCUACCCGAUCCUGCAGUUCCGAGAUAAGAUUGUCAAGUCCAUCAGCAACCUCAUCUCCAAGAUUCCUGGCUUGGAGAAGCUCUUGGAUCACAUCAGUGAGACACUGACUGCAUUCAUUCUGGGACUGUUGGCGCCGUUCGUCAGACCUAUCAUCACCCAGGUUUCCAAGGUCCUCAAGGAUGGUUCCUCAACCGUCAUUGAUGCCAGCUCCAACUCUCAGCUGGAGCCCUGGAAGAACCCCAGUUGUGAUGACCCGACCCACUCCAUGCUGUCUAAGGAUCACUUCACCAACAUUCUCAACUCGUGCGCGGGCAGGGUUGCUGCGACGAUCUUGCAAUAUGUCGUCCCGCGUAUUCUUUACGCAUGGGAAAACCCUGGAGUGCCCGUCGACGAGGUCGUUGAUGACGUCCUCCGGGCUUUCCACCACCCGGCAGCCCGCGACGACAGAAUACAAAUACAGAGAGACAUGUUCGAGACGGUUCGCAAGUGGGUGAAUGAGAGUUCCCAUAAGCAUGAGCUGUCUCAUCUUCUCUCGUCCGAGUCGGUCAAGACUGGUAAAAACCACAUUCUCAGUGGUGGUAACAGCACGAAGAGUGUUGGUGGCCCCGGUCACACACACUCCCACGGAGCCUUUGACGGUUUCGGGGAGCUGGGCCAUGGCAAGGUUCAGGGUUCGCUCUGGAACCAGAUCCGCACGCGAGACCUGAACUCUAUGGAGGGCGAUGACAGGAAGCCUCUGUCGAGCUCUCCUCUUCCUCCAUCGCGACCGGACUACGGAUAUCACGAAAGCCAGGGCGGAAGCAGCCACCACUACUCGGCCUCGCAAUCCCAGGGCCACGCCUCGAGCUACUACAGCCAGCCCGAACCACAAGGCUACGGCCAACAGCCACCUGCCCCGCCCGCGGGUCAAUGGGGCCAUCCUCAGCCCCCACAAGGAUACGGCGGUCCCGGUUACGGUCCCGGGCCCGGAUACGGCGGCCCCGGAUACGGUGGACCGCCGCAGCCCCAAUACCCGCCUCACCACCAGCAACCGCCCGCUCCUCAUCAUCAGCAGGGUGGCUGGAGCCAGUACCCAGGCCAGCACCGCUACUGA
This is a messenger RNA of Colletotrichum higginsianum IMI 349063, 2289 nucleotides long. RefSeq names its product heterokaryon incompatibility protein Het-C. NCBI's taxonomy places the organism in Eukaryota, Fungi, Ascomycota, Sordariomycetes, Glomerellales, Glomerellaceae. Bases 1 to 2289 code for a protein of 762 amino acids. The record is from RefSeq and is a predicted model, not a curated record. The transcript has 5 exons.